UUGAAUUCUUUGGUCCUUGAUCUGGAUUAUCCAGCACUGAGGAAGAACAAGAACAUCGAUAAUUUCUUAAACAGAUAUGAGAAGAUUGUGGAAAAAAUCCGAGCUUUACAAAUGAAAGCUGAAGACUAUGAUGUUGUCAAGGUGAUUGGAAGAGGGGCUUUUGGAGAAGUGCAGCUGGUUCGCCAUAAAAUGACACAGAAGGUUUAUGCAAUGAAGCUACUUAGUAAAUUUGAAAUGAUCAAGAGAUCAGAUUCAGCCUUUUUCUGGGAAGAAAGAGAUAUCAUGGCCUUCGCCAACAGUCCGUGGGUGGUUCAGCUAUUUUGUGCCUUUCAAGAUGACAAAUACUUGUACAUGGUGAUGGAAUACAUGCCAGGUGGAGAUCUCGUAAACCUUAUGAGCAACUACGAUGUGCCUGAGAAAUGGGCCAAGUUCUACACAGCCGAAGUUGUUCUUGCUCUUGAUGCAAUUCACUCCAUGGGCUUGAUACACAGAGACGUGAAGCCCGACAAUAUGCUUUUAGAUAAAUAUGGGCAUCUGAAGCUGGCAGAUUUUGGCACUUGCAUGAAAAUGGAUGAAACAGGGAUGGUGCGCUGCGAUACAGCCGUGGGAACCCCUGACUACAUAUCGCCUGAAGUUCUGAAAUCGCAGGGGGGUGAUGGUUAUUAUGGACGGGAAUGCGACUGGUGGUCUGUAGGAGUUUUCCUUUUUGAGAUGCUGGUUGGUGAUACUCCUUUUUAUGCAGACUCACUAGUAGGAACAUACAGUAAAAUUAUGGAUCAUAAGAACUCAUUACACUUCCCGGAUGAUGUGGAAAUCUCUAAGCAUGCAAAGAACCUUAUCUGUGCCUUUUUAACUGAUAGGGAUGUUCGACUUGGGAGAAAUGGGGUAGAAGAAAUAAAGCAUCACCCUUUCUUCAAGAGUGAUCAGUGGAACUGGGACAACAUUCGUGAGACUGCAGCUCCUGUUGUUCCUGAGCUUAGCAGUGAUAUAGAUAGCAGUAAUUUUGAUGACAUUGAGGACGACAAGGGAGACGUGGAAACCUUUCCAAUCCCCAAAGCCUUCGUGGGAAACCAGCUGCCUUUUAUAGGAUUUACCUACUAUAGAGACAAUUUGUUGCUAAGUGACUCUUCUCAGUCUUGCAGAGAAAAUGAAUCUGUGCAAUCUAGUAAAAAUGAGGACAGCAAGGAGUUUCAGAAAAAACUAAGCAAGCUAGAAGAACAGCUGAGUAACGAAUUACAAGCCAAAGAUGAACUAGAACAGAAGUACAGGUCUACUAAUACUCGUUUAGAGAAGAUAGUGAAAGAGCUAGAUGAAGAGAUAACUUCAAGGAAGAAUGUAGAGUCUGCAGUCCGACAGCUAGAAAGAGAGAAGGCUCUUCUUCAGCAUAAGAAUACCGAAUAUCAGAGAAAAGCAGAACAUGAAGCAGAUAAGAAACGUAAUUUGGAAAAUGAGGUUAACAGUUUGAAAGACCAGCUUGAAGACUUAAAAAAGAGGAAUCAGAACUCUCAAAUAUCCAAUGAGAAAAUCAACCAACUACAAAGACAGUUGGAUGAAGCCAACUCUUUGCUGCGGUCAGAGUCUGAUACUGCAGCCAGGUUAAGGAAGAACCAGACAGAAAGCACAAAGCAAAUCCAGCAGCUGGAAGCUAAUAAUAGAGAACUGCAAGAUAAGAACUGCCUGCUGGAGAAUGCGAAACUCAAACUGGAGAAGGACUUCCUCAAUUUGCAGUCAGCUCUAGAAUCAGAAAGGAGAGAUCGAAGUCAUGGAUCAGAAAUUAUCAGUGAUUUGCAAG
This is a messenger RNA of Mesitornis unicolor (brown roatelo), 1792 nucleotides long. Its product is annotated as rho-associated protein kinase 2. Gene Ontology annotation, molecular function: Rho-dependent protein serine/threonine kinase activity; ATP binding. NCBI's taxonomy places the organism in Eukaryota, Metazoa, Chordata, Aves, Mesitornithiformes, Mesitornithidae. Gene Ontology annotation, cellular component: centrosome; cytoplasm; cytoskeleton. The record is from RefSeq and is a predicted model, not a curated record. The annotation marks the transcript as partial. Gene Ontology annotation, biological process: actomyosin structure organization; regulation of cell junction assembly; peptidyl-threonine phosphorylation. The transcript has 15 exons.